This is a messenger RNA of Bacillus rossius redtenbacheri, 408 nucleotides long. Its product is annotated as pro-resilin-like. The record is from RefSeq and is a predicted model, not a curated record. NCBI's taxonomy places the organism in Eukaryota, Metazoa, Arthropoda, Insecta, Phasmatodea, Bacillidae. Gene Ontology annotation, cellular component: extracellular matrix. Bases 1 to 408 code for a protein of 135 amino acids. The transcript is spliced from 3 exons.
AUGAAGGUCGCACUGAUCACCCUCGCCUGUCUGGUGGCCGCCGUGAGCGCUGAUGUCAGCUACCUGCCGCCGGCGAGGGACAGCGCUGCCGGAGGCUACCCCAGUGGUCGCCCGGGCUACGGGGCCCAGGCAGAUGAAGAAAACAAUGGCCCGGCUAAGUACGAGUUCUCGUACGAGGUGAAGGACGCCCCUUCGGGCAACGACUUCGGCCACAAGGAGAGCCGCGACGGAGACGUCGUGAACGGCGCGUACUACGUCGCGCUGCCCGACGGCCGCACCCAGUUCGUCGAGUACGUGGCGGACCAGGCAGGGUACCGGCCCCAGGUCACGUACCAGGGCGAGGCCAAGUACGGGCCGCCCGCCGGCGGGCCAUCAGCGGACACCGGGGUGGGCGGGUACAGAUACUAG